Messenger RNA from Leptinotarsa decemlineata (Colorado potato beetle), 2050 nucleotides. RefSeq names its product Death-associated inhibitor of apoptosis 1. Gene Ontology annotation, molecular function: ubiquitin protein ligase activity; cysteine-type endopeptidase inhibitor activity involved in apoptotic process. The record is from RefSeq and is a predicted model, not a curated record. Lineage: Eukaryota; Metazoa; Arthropoda; Insecta; Coleoptera; Chrysomelidae. Gene Ontology annotation, cellular component: nucleus; cytoplasm. Gene Ontology annotation, biological process: regulation of cell cycle; positive regulation of protein ubiquitination; negative regulation of apoptotic process.
GGUGUUCUUAUUUCAUAUAAAUACUAAAAUUCGGUUUUUGAAAAGAAUAAAUCUCGAACUACAGCAAUGAAAUAAUUUUAUACUCAAUCCAUCUGCUUGGCAAAAUUUCAAAGAUUAUGGAUUUACACACAUUUCAUCUAUUAAGCUGGAUACCUUUAACCCUUGAUUAUGAUAGCAUAAUUAAGACUGAUAUAUAGUCACUAAAUUAUUUUUUUGUAUGGAACACCAAAAUAUCGACAAAAAUAACUAAUAAGUGACCCAAAUUGUCAAUUAUUUUGUUAAACAACUUCAAAUAAGUGUCAUAAUUUUCUACAAAUAUAGCUGAUUCCUUUACCUUUUCGGAAAAUUGAAGGAUGAAUAGAAAUCAUAUUAACGCACUAGUAAUGUAUGCUGUCUCAACCUAAAACUAUUUUGCACAAGUUCUCAAAGAGAAAAUGAUAUAACGAGAGAAACUGUCGCACAACUCGACAACCGAGAGAAUUUCGUCAUUCCGCCACUCGGCAGUAGGCAACACCGCGUUUGAAGAGAAAUCAGUCGACCAGCAGUCGGGUUUGUGUACGUGUUUCGUUCGUCGUCGUUAGCUCUUCAAAUACUUUGAAAACAUGGCUAAAUCGUCAUGAUUUCAGAAGGAAACUAACUUAUUAUGCAAGAUUUUUUGGUACUGAGAAGGCAUGAAAAUGAAUCAAACAUUUCCCACAAUCAGCAGUUACUCUGAUCAGACAGACAAUAACCCCAAACAUAAAAGUUUUUUUGAAGUAAACGUCAACAAUUCCGCAUUGGAGGCGAGACUGAGAACAUUUGACAAUUGGCCAAGCACACAACUAUCCAAGGAAGCGCUCGCGUCUGCCGGUUUUGAAUACACUGGACAAGAUGACAUUGUUUUGUGUCGUUUCUGUAAGAUAGAAGGAUACAAUUGGGUAUCUGGAGAUGAUCCAAUGGCAGACCAUCGAGAAUGGAGUCCUGACUGUCCUUUUAUUAGAACUGUAGAGAACGGCAGGUCUGGGAGUAAUAGAAACGCAGAUACUUGUGGACUGUACGGCAUAGAGGUUCUUCCAAAUUCCCUCCCGGAGGACAGGAGAUCCAUUGAUUUGCAACAGUUGGGAAUCCACAAAGGAAGUGGACCACACAACCAGGAUAAAAUAACGGUAAAUAGUCGACUAGCAACGUUCGAAAACUGGCCCAAGUCCAUCAAGCAGAGACCCGUUGAUUUGGCAGAAGCGGGAUUUUAUUAUACCGGUGUGGGAGACCAGACACUUUGUUUCUACUGUGGUGGUGGUCUAAAAGACUGGGAAGAAUCUGACGAACCUUGGGAACAACACGCCCUUUGGUUCAGCAAGUGUGUUUUUCUAAAUUUGAAAAAAGGUAAAGACUUUGUCGAAAAGGUCAAACAGAGGGCAGACCCUCUCUUGUCGCUCCCCGGAACAAGUCAAGACAAGACCAAAGAGCUAGAAGAACCUAAAGAGCCCUGCAGUAGGACUCCAGAAAAGGCUGAAAAGACUACUGAAACGGAAGCAACAGAGAAGACUUUGUGUAAAAUCUGUUAUAAAAACGAACUUGGUGUUGUAUUCUUGCCUUGUGGACAUGUUGUUGCUUGUGUAGAUUGUGCUUCUGCUUUGAAAACUUGUGCUGUCUGUAGGAAACCUUUGGAAGCGACAGUUCGAGCAUUUCUCUCAUAAUUUUUCCAUUCUUUAAUUUUCGUUUCUCAGAUCUAGUCAAUUUGAAUUUGAUUCUUGAAGGUUUAUUAAAAAGUUUUGUCAAAAAUUAUUCUUUUCUUGUUUUAGGAUUAGAAGUAAAUCUAUUUUUAUACAAUCUGAGUACAAAUUCCACAUACUUUUUUAGUUAUAAGUUUGAAGCGCUUAUGAAACAUACUUUUAGUUCAUUAAUGACUGCAAACCAUAUCUUUCGUACACUAAUACUUAUUAGUUAUCAAGCUCUCGUGAGUGGAACUUCCUUAUUAGAACAUUUUAUUAUAAAACUGACACAGAGAUAUAUCUGUAUGUUUGUGUGUAUGUUCACUAAGUAUGCUAAUAAUAUAAUAAUUUAUGAAAAA